AUGUCUCUCACCGGUCACUUACGAAUAUUAGAAAUUAGCUUGCAAGAAAGAUAUUCAAUUUUAGCAGACAGAGUGAAAAGUGUUUAUUCAAAAGCAAGUAUUCCUACAAUAGAAGUGAAUAGCACAAUCAUUAGGAUUAGAAGACUUAUGGAUAAAGUACAUACACUUGAAAAAUAUUCAGAUGCAAAAAGAACAUCAGACACGUUCACUGAGAAGUUGAAUUCUUUUAAGCAGUUAUUUGACAUUUGUACCUGCAAAUGCUUUGAUUCGGGAAUUAGAGAUAGGAACUUAUGCACGUGCCCACUGCCAAAUAAAAUUCCAUUGAUAGAGUGGGAUUUCUGGGUUGACCAGAAAACUGUUAGAAAUAUGAUAAUUGCUGCAGUUAGUGAUAGUGAUAUGGAAAUUCGUCGUUUUUCAGUAGAACAAAUAAUAAGAGCAAGAGAGAAGCAGAAGCAAGAGAGUAACAUACCGGUUCGCGUCUUUGAUAAGAAGGAUAUAACAUUAAAUCUGGCUGCUGAAAACAUUCUCUUAGCUGCAGUUAGUGAUAGUGAUAUGGAAAUUCGUCGUUUUUCAGUAGAACAAAUAAUAAGAGCAAGAGAGAAGCAGAAGCAAGAGAGUAACAUACCGGUUCGCGUCUUUGAUAAGAAGGAUAUAACAUUAAAUCUGGCUGCGACAUCGUUCAUUAACAUGAUUGACUGGGACCAGAGUAAUGUUACGUCUCCUCCGAUGCUAUCACACCUUUCAAAUGAUCAACUUACUUACACACAUCCAAUACUACUGCCCGAUGUUCCAUGUCAUUCACAGGCAGUAGAGAGAACAAUUAAAGACGUUAGCGCUGCCAGUUGUAAAGUUUAUGGGAGAAAGUCCCGUCAUGGCAUGGUGUUGCAGAGUAAGAAAUUCAGAUUAGAGAUACCAAAAAUAGACAGCAAGAAAGAUUUUAUUAACAGUUAG
This is a messenger RNA of Helobdella robusta, 951 nucleotides long. RefSeq lists its product as hypothetical. The record is from RefSeq and is a predicted model, not a curated record. The transcript has 3 exons. Bases 1 to 951 code for a protein of 316 amino acids. Lineage: Eukaryota; Metazoa; Annelida; Clitellata; Rhynchobdellida; Glossiphoniidae.